Molecule: messenger RNA, 1722 nt
Organism: Cimex lectularius (bed bug)
Lineage: Eukaryota; Metazoa; Arthropoda; Insecta; Hemiptera; Cimicidae
Gene: Surf4
Product: surfeit locus protein 4 homolog
Exons: 6
Coding region: 135-956 (273 amino acids)
Biological process (GO): Golgi organization
Cellular component (GO): membrane; endoplasmic reticulum-Golgi intermediate compartment; endoplasmic reticulum
Source: RefSeq, a predicted model, not a curated record
GGUUCAAGUAUAGCUUUCAACUCCAACACGACACACAUACACACGGCACUUGCCGUUCGAGUUAUCUCUUUCUGACAGUGUUCCGAAAGCUGUAGUUCCUACUCGUAGGUCGUCUUUUAAAUACAAUUAAUAUAAUGGCCGCGAACAUAGUGCCGCACGAAUUUAUUUCGAAAGCGGAAGAUUUUGCCGAAGAAGUGUAUAAGCGGACGCGGGUUUUUAUACCAACUAUAGCUCGAAUGUGCCUGAUCUCGACCUUCUUCGAGGAUGGAGUGAGAAUGUGGGUCCAAUGGUCGGAACAGAGGGAAUACAUGGACCAGUCUUGGGGCUGUGGCAAGUUCCUUGCAAAUAUGUUCGUGUUCGUCAACCUCUUCGGCCAGCUUGGCGGCUGUGCGAUGGUUCUCGUGCAGAAGAAAGUGUCGUACGCUUGUGGCGUGCUCUUCUUCAUUGUCGUACUGCAAACCUUAGCGUACAGUAUACUGUGGGACGUCCACUUUCUCCUGAGAAAUCUUGCCCUCAUAGGAGCUCUUCUUCUCGUUCUCGCAGAAAGCCAUAAAGAAGCGAGGAGCUUCUUCGCAGGAGUUCCGACACUAAAUGACAACAAUCCUAAGAAUUACUUACAGCUAGCUGGAAGAUGUCUUCUCGCUUUUAUGUUUGUAACACUUAUCAGAUUUGAAUUCACAUUUUUGCAAAUAUUUCAAGAUCUACUUGGAUGCAUAAUGAUGGUCUUAGUCACUGUUGGCUACAAGACCAAACUCUCCGCUCUUUGCUUAGUCUUAUUUUUAACAACCCUGAAUUUCUACCACAACGCAUGGUGGCAGAUACCUGAAUACAAACCUCUUCGGGACUUUCUGAAAUAUGACUUCUUCCAGACUCUAUCUGUAAUUGGGGGCCUUCUCAUGAUUGUUCUUCUUGGCCCUGGUGGCGUCUCUAUGGAUGAACACAAGAAGCGGUGGUAGAUUCCUAGCCUUUAUCUUUUUCUCGAUGUGUAAUGUAAUCAACGCAAUUUAAAAUGUUGUCGGACUGGAAUGGAAUGAAUUGUAGCAAAAAAAAAAAAUUGUUAAAAAAACCGUUACUAUACACAAAGUCUAUUCUCAAGCGAAGUAUUUAAUUGAAAUGUUGCGACAAUUUUGAUGUUGAAUUACAUGAAGAAAGUUAUGGAUAUAUAUAUCUUACAAAUGAUUAUCCCUGUAAAUGGUUUUAGUUUUCCCACCCGAGUUCAAUUCAAAAUGUAUGUAAUUGUUUUUAACGAGAAGGCCGAUUAAAUUAAAUUUGAAAACAAAAAUCUUAAUGAUGAGAAUUUCUCUGUUAAAUCUGUAUUAAAAAUAUCUUAGCAUGUAAAAAUUGAUGCUGUGUUAAAUAAUCUGUAAAUACAUACAAAAUAUUUAUAAUAUUCCAUUAUAAAACAUAUACAAUAACCAAUGUUCAUAUAUUAAAUUUUUUUAUUGUUGUUAUAGGAAUAUUAUAUUUUUUGCCUUGUGACCAAUUUCCAAGAUUUAUCAUUAUAAUUCAGCUUAUAAUGAUGGACUUGUUUUUAGUUAAAAACUAUUUUUUUAAAUAAAUAAGAUGUAUUUUUGUAUUUUGUUUUAAUUUUUGUUGACAAAAGUACUUUGUCCAAUAUAAUUUUUUUUUUGUUAUUAAAAUAUGAAUCAGUAAAAGACUAUUGUAGAAUUUACCAUAAAAAUGAAUAAAUCGCUCAGUUUUUGUUUAUUAUUAUUCAUGAAA